ACUCCGUCCCGCUCGGCGAGUGCGAAAGUAAACAGAAGUAUUGAGCGGAGAUGGCACCGCCGUCCGCGCUGCUGGCUCUGUCCGUCUCCAUCACCGCCCUGCUGGGCUUCGGACUGCCGGCGCUGCUCGGCGCCGCCACGACGCUGCUGGGGCUGCCGGAGACCAGCGUGACGGAGUGCAUCGUGGCCCUUUAUUUGCUGCUGGUGCUCUGCGUGGCGACGCCGAGACUCCCCAGAGGAGUGCUGGAGGUAACGGGCAGAGGUGUGUUGGUCACGGGCUGUGACAGCGGCUUUGGCCACGCGUUGGCGUUACAUCUGCACCAACUUGGCUUCACCGUCUUUGCAGGAUGCCUACUUAAGGACCAAGGUGGGGCGGGAGCAAAGAAGCUGGAGGACUGUCGCUCGUCACGCAUGAAGGUGCUCCAGCUGGACGUCUGCAGCGACCAGCAGGUGGUCAACGCCGUGGACUUCAUCCGAGAUCACCUGGGGGAGGCGCAGAGAGGUCUGUGGGCGCUGGUCAACAACGCGGGCGUGUCCGCCUUGGGAGAGGUGGAGUUUACGUCCAUGGACACCUACAAGCACGUGUCGGAGGUCAACCUGUGGGGCACCGUCAGGGUCACCAAAGCUGCUCUGCCGCUAAUUCGUCGGGCUAAAGGCCGCGUGGUGAACAUGGCCAGCUCCGACGCUCGCAUGGGGGAUGUCAUGCGCUCGCCCGACUGCGUGUCCAAAUACGGCGUGGAGGCCUUCUCCGACUGCCUGCGCUACGAGAUGAAGCCCUGGGGGGUCAAAGUGUCGCUGGUGGAGCCGGGGAACUUCGCCGCCGCCACGGGCCUCCUGACCCGCCACGCGGCGGCCAACGCGGCCGACAAGCUGUGGGCCGAGGCGCCGGCAGGCGUGCGGGAGGACUACGGCAGAGCCCACUUUGAGCGACGGGCGGCGCUGGUGCGCUCCUUCUGCAGCGGCGGACAGAAGGACGUGGGUCCUGUGGUGCGGGACGUUGUGGACGCCAUCAGGUCCAAGCGUCCUUACACCCGAUACACCCCCAUGGAGCCUCACUGCUGGAUGCGCAUGCAGCUGAUGACGCAUCUUCCUGCCGCGCUCUCAGACCUGCUCUACUUUUAAAUGCUCUUUUUACUCAUCCGCCAUGACAACAUUGCACGUUCUAUCCUCACAACUACUUCCUGUUAUUUGAUUCCAUAUUUUCUGUGACAUAAUACUGUAGAU
Messenger RNA from Entelurus aequoreus (snake pipefish), 1223 nucleotides. RefSeq names its product 3-hydroxybutyrate dehydrogenase, type 1 (gene bdh1). The transcript has 5 exons. The record is from RefSeq and is a predicted model, not a curated record. The coding region runs from base 51 to 1121 and encodes 356 amino acids. NCBI's taxonomy places the organism in Eukaryota, Metazoa, Chordata, Actinopteri, Syngnathiformes, Syngnathidae.